GUGACGUUCAUAGUACGCUGGAAAUAAUAUACUUGUUUGAUUAAUUCACAAUUCAGUAUCAAAUUCUCUGUGACAGUGUGAGGGCAAAGCAGUUGUUUUCAUUGUUCACGAUAAUUUCAUUUUCGUUAGACUUAUUGUACAUAGGAUACGAUCACAAAAAAUUAUGCACAAUUCGCGACAUAAGUUCAGUCAAUUAGUUUUUUAUUAGGGUUAAAUGAUUAUGACGAUGUGUUACGGUAAUUGGUUUUGUGUCAUUGUUAGCUUUGCUCUAUUCUGUAUCAGCAGCAUUUCUUCCAAAGGAGGCUCAUCCAGAUGUGGAAAAGUGCAUUUGACAGUUUCAUCUUACGCAGAAACCUUCUUAGAACUAAACUGGAUAACAGACUGCCAAAGAGAUGCUACAGUUCCUGAGUAUAUCAUAUUAUCAACGAAAAAUAUACAAGAUAGAGACGAAGAUCAUGGUGUAUUAAAGAUGGUUAAAUUCAAGGACUACCCAGACGGUUUUUUCAGAACCAAAGUGAAAUUCGGCCACCCCUGGCUACCAGGUGGUUGGGAAGUGGGCGAGAAUGUCAAGCCCGACCCUGGACCGCAUUGUUUCCCCUACUGGAUAUCAUCAGUAUCCAGAAACGGCACCAUAGAUUCCACGUGCCUUGCUAUACAGCCUACUUGGAUGAGCGAUAAUAGUGUUUCUUUGGGGAAUCUGAGGUUGGGGUCAAUUCUGAUACCAGGAACACACAAUUCUGGAUCUUAUUCUGGAAUAGUGUCUUUUUUGGAGAACUACAUACUCAACCAAGAUAGAAGCAUUUGGACCCAGCUGGUCUCUGGAAUUAGAUAUCUGGAUUUCAGGAUAGGGUAUUAUGAAAAGGAAGGGUUCUACCUGAACCAUGACCUAGUCAGAGUUACCAAAAUCUUGCCACUGCUGCAGGACAUAAAAAAAUUCCUGCAACAAGCGCCCAAAGAAAUAGUGGUCUUGGAUUUUCACCGAUUUCCAUUCCCAACAAAUUUUUCUCUCAGCCUACACAGAAAAUUUGUCGAUUUGAUUUAUUCAGAAUUGGGAGCUUUUGCAGUACCCUCUGUAGAUAUGGAAAUCGGCAAAGGGCCUACUCUGAAUGAUAUUUGGAAGAAAAACAAGAACCUAAUUAUCUGUUAUGCAGAUAAAACAACAGUAAGAGAAAAUUAUUUUCUGUGGCAUCCUCUCUCUCAGUACUGGGGGAACACGAAAAGCGAAUCCGUCUUGAAAAGUUUCCUGGAAAAGUCAAUUUCCGAGCAGGACAAUGCCAAAUCAGUGAACCCGUUUUGGGCUCUCAUGGCUGAGCUGACCCCUCAGCCCAUAGACCUGGUCUUCAGGACGAACAAUCUCAGGAAACUGGCAGCGGAAAUCAACCCUAGAGUCACCAAGUGGUUCAGAGACGAAUGGGGUGCAAAAUCGAAUAUCGUGGCAACAGAUUAUUUUUUGGGAAACGAUAUGAUUAAUGUCGCUAUCGAUAUCAAUACCCACAGAAAUGUAUAGUUUAAUGCAAAUAUCAAUAAACAAGUUUUUUUAAAAAGAAUAUCCUAAUUAAAUGGUCAAGUCUUUAAAAACCAUGAAAUGUACGUAUUGUAUAAUUCCAAUUACCCUUCAUAUACACAAUUGAUGUUUUCAUGGAUACUACAGAGUUUUGUUAUACAAUUGAGAAAUUAAUAAAGAACCUCCAAUGUCAGAAAAUAAUGUCAAAAAUAAAUAAUUCCGUUAUUAAACAACUGCACUAUCUGUAUCAAGUAGGAAUGAGCCCCAUAUUUCUGUAGGGGAAAUCCUACAUGAUCCGGCCCGAAGGACCAUGUAAAACAGAUAAUGUAGGAGUUUAAUAACGAAAUUAUAAAUGUUUUAUAUUUCAGACUGCCACUGGGAGUAUUCUUCAUUGAUUUCUCAAUUGUAUAACAAAGCUCUGUAGUAUUCAUGGCAACAUUACCAGUUUUGUAUAUAAAAGGUGGACAAUAAUAGUUAUAUAAAAUUAUCAUGUUAUUCUAGUUCUCAUCAAGUUUCCAACCGAAUGAUGAGAACAUAUUCGUCAUUCACUUGGAGUUAUUUCUUUCAUUGAAAUGUUUUUAUUUAUUCGAUAAUUAAAGAACUUACGACCCACACUCACCAUUGAAAUAAAAUCACCGAAAUAGUACAAUAUAUUAUUUAAUGAAACGAGUAGAUCAUAAAAAAGCUUGAAACUAAAAUUAUCAGUUCCGUAAUAAAAAAAUAUCAAAAAAUCAAAGUGAUGUUACUUGCUUAACGAAUAUCGCCAUAUUUUUUGGUUUUCAUCUCAGUUAACUUAUUUCAUUCUUUGUAGAGGGUUUCAUCUAUCGAAGAAGCCUACUCCCAUAUACACGUUAGUUCUUUCUAAGAAAAGUAAACUGCGGAAAUUAGCGACCUUUGACAGAAUUAUCAGAGGAUGAAUCCUAGAAGCGCGACAAACUACAAAUCCGUUUUCUCUGUUCUCCAUAUCUUUUUCGAAAUCUAAGAUUUUUAAAUAAGGUUUAUCACGCUGUUUGGGAUCACGAUAAAAAACUUUUGAUGAGGUCUCAUUACGUCAUAUCCGAAUAUUUAUUGUUUUUUCUUCUCGGUUAAAAAUAACGUAUAUAAGGGAGGGACUCUACAAUAGAGUACUCUUACAAACGGUUAUAAAUAGUAUCGUACAAUACAAUAUUACACAUAAAAUACUCCUUUACAUAGUAGAGAAGAAAAUCUGAAUCGAAAAUCAUGUCACUGGUCUCUAACCAGCAAGAAUCCGUAUUAUACUAAAAAUAUAAAUCUUCACUGUUUAAAGACCAGUCAAAGUCCAAACAUAUAGAAUUUCAGCCCCUGAAUGUCUUCACAAACAUGUAAACAUACCUCAUCUAUAAUUAUUCUCAUAAACAAAAUCACAGAAUUCGAAAAUAAGAACAAUCGCAGUCUCUUCCCACCAAUACAACUUCCAGAGUUAGGUAUGACUUCUAAUAAACAGAGCGACACCACAGUCCAAGUGAUACUCUCAAAUCUCGGACAACAUUUCCUACCCUAAAUUCAUAUCACAGACGAAGUAUCUCGACUCUUUCCUGCCUCGGCAUCCAACUGGUCCAUAACCAGAGACAUCUCCCCGAUGGGCGCCGCGGACUCGAUCAAAUUCCGCGCGCUCAACGACGUCAUGGCGUCGCUGAAAUUCCCCAUCCUCGCGUUAUUCCUGGCGUUCACCGUGCUCCGCCUGAAACUGCUGCGCAGAAUCGACGCCACCUCCGCCGCCGUCAGUGCUGUCACCGAACUCUCCAAGUUCCGCAGCCGCUCCAGCGUGGAGAGUCGCGCGCUGCAUCCAGCCUGAGCGCUCUCGUCGACGGUCGACGCUCGACUGCCGUUCAUCUCGACCAGCACGGCGUUAUAAUCGGGUGGUGGGGGUAGCACGGGCGCGCGCUGCCUAUUGGAGCUGCUUUCGCCAAGGGCGUUCGCGAUGCGCCGCACGCUGCGCCGGAUGCUCUGCCUGAGCAGCUUGGCCAAUCGGGCGCCCGUCGCCGUGGUGUAGGAGGGGGGCGGGGUGUACUUGGGCGGGGGGUCCGCCGUGAGGGCGGCCGUGGCGGUGGCUUCUUCGCGCGCCGCCGUUGAUAGAUCUCGGGCUGCCAGUUCGUCCAUGUGCUCGCCGAUGGGCGGCCUAUACAACAGCUGGAUUC
Messenger RNA from Phaedon cochleariae (mustard beetle), 3663 nucleotides. Lineage: Eukaryota; Metazoa; Arthropoda; Insecta; Coleoptera; Chrysomelidae. The record is from the annotation of a GenBank genome assembly.